Spodoptera frugiperda (fall armyworm) is the source of this 630-nucleotide messenger RNA. RefSeq names its product probable small nuclear ribonucleoprotein G (gene SNRPG). The record is from RefSeq and is a predicted model, not a curated record. NCBI's taxonomy places the organism in Eukaryota, Metazoa, Arthropoda, Insecta, Lepidoptera, Noctuidae. The coding region runs from base 112 to 342 and encodes 76 amino acids. Gene Ontology annotation, cellular component: U5 snRNP; U4 snRNP; spliceosomal tri-snRNP complex. The transcript is spliced from 3 exons. Gene Ontology annotation, biological process: mRNA splicing, via spliceosome; spliceosomal snRNP assembly. Gene Ontology annotation, molecular function: RNA binding.
UUUCAGUAGAAAAUUUAAGUGCAAGCCGGACAAACUUCAGUUAGCCGGAACACAAAAAUAUUGUGAAAAUAAUUAUCUAAAUUGUAUAAAAUAUAAAUAAAAAGAGUAAAAAUGUCGAAAGCUCACCCCCCAGAAUUGAAAAAGUUCAUGGACAAAAAGCUGUCAAUCAAACUGAACGCUGGUCGCGCUGUGACCGGUGUCCUGCGAGGAUUUGAUCCCUUCAUGAACCUAGUAUUGGAUGAGUCUGUCGAAGAAUGCAAAGAUGGCCAGCGAAACAACAUAGGCAUGGUGGUGAUCCGAGGAAAUAGCAUUGUAAUGUUGGAAUCAUUAGAUAGAAUAUAGUAAUAAUUUCAUUCCCUAAAUUAUAAGUUAUCUAUCAUAGGGUAAUUUGUGGAAGAUGCUACACCAUCAUACCAAUGUAUGGAGUACAUUACACCAAAAAUUCCACAUUCAUUGUGUCUUUGAAAAUUUAAUUAGUAACUGGUACAAGAAAUCUUGUUAACCUUUCAAGGAAGAUGUUUAAUUUUUGUUUUUACAACAUAUUGGGUGAGAAAAAAGUGUCUUGAAACUAAACUGUAUUUUUUAUGAGAGACCUCUUGUGUGGAAAUAAAUUAAUGUAAAAUUAAAGUA